GUUGAGUUUCAUUCUCAGAGCUGAAGCGACUGCAGAGUGAAACACGUGGAACCAGCCUGAGCACACUGCAGACUUUACAGCAGUUUAUUCGGGUUUUUUCGUGUUUCGACGAAACACCACGCAGUCAUGGUGAAGCUGGCGAAGGCAGCUAAAAAAGAAGUGCCACAGAAGAAAAAGGCACCCCCACCCCCAAAAGAAGUUGAAGAGUCCAGUGAGGAGGAGGACAGUGAUGAAGAUGAGGAAGAGGCACCACCAGUCAAAGCAGUUGCCAAGAAACCUGUAGCAACUCCAGCAAAGGCAGUAAAAAACGGUAAAGUUGUUGCCAAGGAAGAAAGUGAGGAUGAUGAUGACGACGACGAAGAUGAUGAUGAUGAUGAUGAUGAAGAGUCUGAAGAGGAGCCUCCUGCACCAAAGAAGGCCACUCCUGCCAAAGCAACUCCAGCAAAGGCUGCAGCAAAACCGACUCCUGUAAAGAAAGUGGCACCUGCAGAAGACUCGGACGACGACGACGAUGAUGAAGAUGAUGAGUCUGAGGAGGAAGCUCCUCCCCCAAAGAAGGUGGUAGCUAAACCUGCAGCUAAACCAACACCAGCCAAGGCUGCUAAAGAGGAGUCAGAAGAUGAGGAUGAUGAUGAUGACGACGAAGAUGAGGAGGAAAUGGACACCACACCUGCUCCUGCCAAAUCUGCUGCAGCCAAAAAAGCUGGAAUGGUGAAGGCCAAGGAAGAAGAGGACGACGACGAUGAUGAUGUGGACGACGACGAUGAUGAUGAUGAUGAUGACGAGGAAGACGAUGAGGAAGAAGCCCCUGUCACUCCAGGAAAGAGGAAGGCUCAGGAGAAAAAGGAAAAAGGAACCCCACCUGCCAAAAAACCCAAGGCUGAUGGAGAAACGUUCAGCAUCUUUGUGGGAAACUUGAAUCCAGAAAAAGACUACGACACACUCAAGGAAGCCAUCACGAAGUUCUUCAAGAAGGAGAGUCUUGAGAUUCAGGAUGUCCGACUUGGAGGGUCAAAGAAGUUCGGUUAUGUGGACUUUGCCUCUGAAGAGGAACUACAGAAAGCGCUCACUCUAAAUGGAAAGAAGUGUAUGGGUCAGGAGCUGAAACUAGACAGAGCAAGAAGCAAAGAAAACAUUCAGGAAAACAAAAAAGAGAAAGACGCUCGGACGCUGUUUGUAAAGAAUCUGCCAUAUUCUGUAACUCAGGAUGAGCUAAGGGAGCUUUUUGACCAGGCAAUUGACAUCAGGAUACCCCUUGGACACACUGGUAGUGGCAGAGGAAUCGCUUACAUCGAGUUCAAGACUGAGGCUAUUGCUGAGAAAAUACUGGAGGAGACGCAAGGGUCCGAUGUUCAGGGUCGGUCAAUCAUGGUGGAUUUUACGGGUGCAAAAAGCCAACAGCAACAGCAGGGAGGAAGAGGAGGAGCUGUUUCCCAGGUAAAUAAGGUCAUUGUUGUAAACAAUUUAGCCUUCAGUGCCACAGAAGACACUCUUCAGAGUGUAUUUGAAAAAGCAGUCUCCAUCAGAAUACCACAGAACAACGGUCGGAGUAAAGGGUAUGCCUUUGUGGAGUUUGAGAACACAGAUGAUUCCAAGGAAGCGCUAGAAUCAUGUAACAACACAGACAUCGAAGGCAGAUCUGUAAGGCUGGAGUACAUGAGCAGAGACAGAGGAGAGGGCUUUGGAGGAAAAGGCUCUUCAGGACCCACAAAAACCCUGUUUGUGAAAGGUCUGUCUGAGGACACUACAGAUGAGUCACUGAAGGACUCUUUUGAAGGGGCUGUUGCUGCCAGAAUAGCCACAGAUAAGGAAACAGGAGCAUCUAAAGGGUUUGGUUUUGUAGACUUUGACAGUGAGCAAGACUGCAAAGCUGCCAAAGAGGCCAUGGAUGACGGAGAGAUCGACGGCAACAAAGUGACACUGGACUACGCCAAGCCUAAGGGCGAGGGAGGCCGCGGCGGGGGCCGUGGAGGUUUCGGAGGCCGAGGCGGAUUUGGAGGGCGAGGUGGGUUCGGCGGCAGGGGAGGACGUGGAGGUUUCGGAGGCCGAGGCGGCGGAUUCAGGGGAGGUAGAGGAGGAGGAGGAGGACAUCGUGGAGGAGGACGGGGAGGUUUCGGAGGUGGCAGAGGAGGGCGGGGAGGAUUUAUGAAGCCACAAGGAAAGAAGACCAAAUUUGAGGAUUAAUUUUUUUUUUUUUUUUUUGUAUUUCUAUUUGAAUGAACUCGCCCCUUUUUUUUCACCCCUCACGCGUCUGCUCUGACAGAGCCCUUCCAGAAAAGCGUUGAGUGUGUGUGUCUGUUCGGAUUUUCUGGCUCUUUUGCCCUCCUGUCUGAGGUGUCCUCUGCUCCCAUGCGCAUCUUCAUUAUUUUCUCCUUUUGAGGGGGAAAAGUUGAAAUGUGAAUAUUGUGAAUAAUGCUCUGUCGGUUUAGAUACAUUUAUUAUUAUUAUUUUUUUCUUUUUUAUUUUUGUUGUUUUUUUGUUAAAGUAUCCUUAAAUGGUUAUUUUUUUUAGUUUGCUUUAGGUGUGUUUUACCAUAAAUGUAUAAAAAUCUAUUGUAAUGAAAAGUAAAAUUUUACCCAAACUGUUUUGGGUAUUUAGACUCUGUUAAGCUGGUGUACUCUUUUUAAACAUCGCCUCUGGAAACUGCAGUGAAGAACUUUAAUGUCUGUAAUUUUCACAAAUGUUAGAAGACGAAGAAACUUACAAAUUUUGAUUAAACAAAUGAUUUGUAAAGUA
Messenger RNA from Astyanax mexicanus (Mexican tetra), 2736 nucleotides. RefSeq names its product nucleolin (gene nucleolin). Gene Ontology annotation, cellular component: ribonucleoprotein complex; nucleus; cytoplasm. The record is from RefSeq and is a predicted model, not a curated record. Gene Ontology annotation, molecular function: mRNA binding. The transcript has 16 exons. NCBI's taxonomy places the organism in Eukaryota, Metazoa, Chordata, Actinopteri, Characiformes, Acestrorhamphidae. The coding region runs from base 127 to 2184 and encodes 685 amino acids.